Molecule: messenger RNA, 1053 nt
Organism: Micromonas pusilla CCMP1545
Lineage: Eukaryota; Viridiplantae; Chlorophyta; Mamiellophyceae; Mamiellales; Mamiellaceae
Exons: 5
Coding region: 1-1053 (350 amino acids)
Molecular function (GO): zinc ion binding
Source: RefSeq, a predicted model, not a curated record
AUGCCGAUCUCGUGCAGUGUCAAGCAUCUGUGGAAAAGUUCCGCGCGUCAUCGUUACUCGUCGCGCGUUUCGCUCGUCGUCACUUCCGCCGCGCGCGCCGCCGCCCACGCAGCCGCAGCGCGGACGGACGCCAUGGUCGCGGACAAGAAAGACCUCGCGAACGUCGACGCGGAGAACUUCGGGAGCGAGAUGCUCGACUCGUUCAAGAUCGACAUCUCGCACCAAGAGAUGGAGCGCAUCAUCCUCGAGCUCAUCUACCGGACGCAGCCGGGGAAGUGGCUUCCCAUGCACGGCAUCUGCAACAUGCUCGCGGACGAGCUCGGGUACGAGGACGUGGACGAGUUCGAGGACGCGCUCAAGGCGGACUUCAAGACGUUCAUCGGCGCGCUGCCGCACAUCGAGACGGACAACCAGGAGUCAGGCGCGUUCUAUCUCACACUGCUCCAGCCCGGGCUCUGGCGCGACGUCUUUCGCGUCAUCCCCGACCCGCCCGCGGACCAGUGCCGCCCGCAGCGGCUCGUGCUGCAGAUCAAGUCCAGGGCGGACCUGUGGCGCGUGCUGAUGCUCCAUCCGGGCGCGUUCGUGGAGAUCCCCGAGCUCGAGUUCGAGAUCGGCGCGGAUCACAAGCGUCGCGUCGACUCGGUGUACAACCACGUCGGCGCGUCCAUCUUCAAUUUGGAGCGUCACGUGGAACAGAUCGGCGACGCCGCGGACGACCCCGCGGCGGCGGCGGAGCGCCAGGGGAUCCAGGACACGUGCGACGCGCUUCGAAAGGUGUUAGACCUCGAGAUCCCGGCGACGUUCAUCGUGAUCGACCCCGGGGGCCUGAGCGCGUUCAAGCCGGGCGAGGGCGUGGAGGUGACGGAGAUGGAGGCGGACGCGGGCGCGUACGACCGAAGCGCGCGCGCCGUCGCCAUCACCCGCGCGGCGGAGGCGGAGGGAUACGAGGACAUCAACGGCGGGGGCGGGGGCGGGGGCGAGCCGGGGGCGCGGGGGGGCGACGGCGACGGCGACGGCGGGGGAGGGGGAGGGAUGAACGACAUAGACGCGUGA